Messenger RNA from Tetrahymena thermophila SB210, 5574 nucleotides. RefSeq lists its product as hypothetical. NCBI's taxonomy places the organism in Eukaryota, Ciliophora, Oligohymenophorea, Hymenostomatida, Tetrahymenidae. The record is from RefSeq and is a predicted model, not a curated record. The transcript is spliced from 2 exons.
AUGUCUUUAUCCUGUCCUUAGGGAUAGUUUGAUAAUGAUGGGGUUUGCUAACCUUGUUCUAGCUGCAAUUUUUGUAACUCGUUAGAAAAUUACAAUAAUUAGAGGGAUUGUUUUCUAUGUUUAUCUAAGCCGCCAUACAGCUUAACUUAGAGAUUGGAUGGAUCAUGCUAAAAAAAUUGUCCACCUGGACUUACUUAUAAUGUCUGGAGUCUAGCAUGUACAAAUGGUUGUGACACAUCACAAUGCGUUUGUAAUAAUUCAAAAUGCGAUUCUUGCUUGAAUAGUUCUUAUACAAUUUAUCCUGAUUACAAUACUUGUUAUUUGUGCUUGAAUAAUUCUACUUAGAUAGGGAAUUUAUGCUUAAAAUGCAAUUUGAAUUAAUUUGUUGAUCUUCCCAAUAAAAAAUGCACUAACUGCGAUAAAUAUGGUCCUUGUGAGAAAUGCGAUCAAAAUAGAUGCUUAUAAUGCUACUCUUCAGCAUGCUACAAUGGAUUUGAUAGAAUAUAAUGUAUAAUUGUUUCAUUUGAUAUGUUUAAAGUUGGAGACAUUUGCUUUAAUAAGCAGUCAUCUUGCAAGACAUACUCAUAGAAAUCUUUAAAAGAAGAUAAGAAGCAAAUUAUUUGUGACGAAUGUGUUGAUCCAAGUUAUGUUAAAUAUGAUGAUGGUUCAUGCUAAAGCUAAUGCUCUUUGAAACAUGAAAUUUUUGAUGGUGUUUGCUCGCCUUGUUCUAAUAACUGUCUUAAAUGCCCAAAUCUAAAUGAAUGCACAUAAUGCGAAAAAAAUAAGUUUAUUUUUAACAAUUCUUCUUGUGUUUCUGAAACAGAAUGCAAAAAAAAUCCAGAAUAUUAUGUAAAUACUGUAUCAAAAACAUGUGAAAAGUGCUAAACUGACAAUGGUUUCUUUUUCUCUGGAGGUAAGUGCUAGAAAUGCCACUCCUCAUGCAAAUAAUGCUCAGGAAAUUUAUACAAUUAAUGUUCUUCAUGUUAUGAUGGGUCUGUUUUGUUGAGUGACAACACUUGUUUUACAUGUAUGGUUAAUGAUGGAUACUACUUAGACAAGUCCAAUAACUGCAAUCAAUGCCAUUAUUCUUGCAAGACUUGCAAUGGAGGCUUGGACUCAGAUUGUUUAACUUGUAAAGGAAAUUUUGUUUUAGAUUCUUUGUCUAAAAAAUGUAUUUGCAAGAUUAAUAACUGCAUAACAUGUUCUUCAGAUGGUUCCAUAUGCGAGAAAUGUAUCGAAGGAUAUGCUGGAGCUGAUUGUUUAGAAUGCAACAAGGUAACUUUAGGCAAAUACAUUGAAAAUAAUACUUGCAAAGAUUGCAAUAGUUCAUGCAAGACAUGUGUAGGACCACUUGCAACAGAUUGUAUUGAAUGCAAAAGAGAGGCAUAUAAGGUAGAUCCAUCAAGUAAAUUAUGCUAAUGUGCAAUAAAUAACUGCUAAUAAUGUAAUACAGAAGGUACUGAAUGCUUGAAAUGUAUUGGAGGAUAUGCUAAAAAAGAAGGUCAAUGCAUUUUUUGUGAUGAAUAAAAUGGGUUUUUUAUUGAUUUGAAUAAUAUAUGCUAAAAAUGUCAUUCGAGUUGUCUUAAAUGCAAUGGACCUAAUGAAAAUAACUGUUUAUAAUGCAAAAAUAGUGGAUUUAAAUUAGAUUUAGCAACUAGUAAAUGUAUUUGUACAAUAGAAAAUUGUGUUUAAUGUUCUGAAGAUGGCCAAUCUUGCUAGAAAUGUAUUGAUAAUUAUACAUAUGUGAAUAAGGUAUGUACCCUAUGUGACUUAAACAAUGGUUAUUAUCUUGAAAGUGGUAUUUGUAAAAAAUGUGACGAGUCUUGCGGUAGUUGCUUAGGGCCUACAAAAUAUGAUUGCAAAACAUGUGUGUAGAAAGACUUUAAAUAUGAUCCAAAAUAAAAAUUAUGUGUUAUUGAAAACUGCAAAACCUUAUCUGGUAUGAAUUGCGUUGAUUGUUAAGAUGGGUUUGUGUUGAAUAAGAACUAAUGCAUUUUUUGUGACACUUCAAACUAAAAGUACAUUUAAAAUAAUAGCUGCUUAUAAUGUCAUGAAAGCUGUAAAACAUGUCAUGGUCCUUCUGAGAGAGACUGUGAUGUUUGCUAGAUCGCAUUAUUUGAAAAAGACAAAAAUAAUAACAACAUAUGUUCUUGUGCAAUAAAAAAUUGUAAAUCUUGUAGUAGUGAUGGAAGUAAAUGCUUAGAGUGUCUUGAUAAUUAUGUAAAUAAGAAUGAUUCAUGUUAGUUUUGUGAUGAGCAAAAUGGUUAUCACUUUAAUAAAAUUUCAAAUAAAUGUAAUAAAUGUCAUGAAAGUUGUAAAACUUGUUAUGGCCCAUCAGAUGCAGAAUGCAAAGAAUGCAUCAAACAGUUUUAUAAGCCAAAUAAAAAUAAUAAAUACUUGUGUUAGUGUGUAUUAGAAAAUUGCGAAAAAUGCAAUGAAGAUGGAAGUAAGUGCUUGAAAUGUGAAGAUAAAUACUUUAUCGAUAAAGGAAUCUGCCAAUAUUGCGAUAUUAAUUCAUUUAAUUAUGAUAAAAUAAAUUAAAAAUGCUAUAAAUGCCACUCUUCCUGCUUAACUUGCAAUGGACCAACAGAAAAAGAUUGUACAAAAUGCAUAAAUUCUAAUUUUAUUCAUGACCCUUCUAACUCUAACAUUUGUAAAUGCAAAAUAUAAAACUGUUAAAAUUGUUCUUAAGAUGGAAGCCAAUGCUUGUAGUGUGCUGAUAAUUUUAGUCCAAACUAGCAGAAAACUUAAUGUGAUUACUGUGAAACUAAAAAUUAAUUUUUCAUUGAAAAAUCUACAAAUUCUUGUUUAAGUUGUCAUGAAGACUGCAAGACAUGUGUUGGCUAGCAAAAAAAUGAAUGCACAAAUUGCAUGCACAAAGGAUAGACAUUAAAUGAAAAAAAUAUCUGUUCUUGUCCAUAAAGUGAGUGUUUAUUCUGUCAAAUUGAUACAAACACUUAAAAAAACAAAUGCAGAUGCGAAAAAUGUUAUUGUAAAGUUGAAAACUGUGAAAAAUGUAGCUAAUAAGAUGAAAAUACUUGUGAAAAAUGCAAAGAUGAUUUUAUUUUGAUGGAAAAAGGAUAAAAAUGUUAACAGCUAACUCAAUGCAAAGUAGAAAACUGCUUAGAAUGCUCACUUAACUCAGAAAAUUCAUGUGAAAGAUGCAAAUAAAAUUAUCAAUUAAAUAAAAUCAAUAAAUGUGUUGAAAUAGUAAAAGAAGAAUCAUAUUAAUUUAAUUCAAAAAUUCAAGUAACUAAUGAUGGAUAUAAAAUAACAUUAUAAUUUUAACAACCACUUUAAUUCAAAGAUGAUAAUUUGAAAAAUAUUUUCUCUAUCGAAAUAACUCAAAUAAGUAGCUCUGAUUAUUAGUAUGAAAUACAAAAGAUAUCUGAAUAGCAAAUUAAAAUUAACAUUUCGUUAAAUAUUGCAUGCAAAGAAGAAACGAUGCAUUUGAAAAUAAAAGACGAAAAAUUUAUUUAAUUGAAUCAUCUCUCUAAAACAGAAGAUUCUUUGCUAUUAGACAAUUAUGUAAAGCUAACAGAAGAUCAAAAGUAAUAACAAAAAGAAAUUCAAACAGCAAGCUAAAGUAUUACCUCUACAGUUGUGGGAACAAUUAUACCUUUGGCACUUCUUGGUAACUUUUAUAUUGUUUUUAGCAUGCUCGAUAUUACAGGAUUGAUCUAUUAUCUCCUUUAUCUAGACAUAAGAUAUCCUUUUAACGUGACCAGCUUUUGCAAUUUAUUUUAAAAUUUCUAAUUUGCUUUCGUCCCAAACAUGCUCUUACAGUUCCUAGACCCAAAUUACACUCAAUGGGCUCCAAAGAAAUUCAUAGAAAAUUAAUCAGAUGGCUAUUUUCUUCAUGGAGCAGGACAAAGUUUUACAAUCAUAACAAUUAUAAUGUCUAUAUACUUUGGUCUAAAAAUACUUCAACUUGUACCUAUUAAAGCUUUUUAGUAAUAUAUUAACCAAAAAGUAAAAGGAGGAUGGGAAUACAGUGGAUUUCUAGAUUUAAUUUGGACAGUUUAUCUCUACGUCUUAGUCUCUUCGCUGUUGCAAGUUUUCACUUUUGAAAUUUAUGAUAAUUCUUCGUAUAUUAACUACAUUCUAUUUGUAAUAUGCUUUAUAGCUGUUUUUGGUAUCCCUAUAAAAUUUACAUAAAUAUUGUACAAAUCUAAAAACACAAAAGACGAUGAAUUUCUAAAUUAAAGACUCAGUUCUCUUGUGGCAGGUUUGAAGCUUUUUAAUUAAGAUGAGAAUACAAACGAAGAAUGCCAAAAUUUAGAUAAUCAAAACUAAAAUGAAGAUGAUGAAUUCGUUGAAGAUAAAUAAAACAAAGAAAAUAAAUUAGCAGAAGGCUAAACAGUUAAUAAUAGAGUUGAAAUUAAGGUAAUAUCGCCUAAAUAAUAAAGUAGACAAUAAGAUUUAAGUUUUUAAUAAAUCUAAAAUGUAAACAUGCAAUAAAUUACAUAAGAUUUAAACAUACUUUAAAUCUAAGACUCAAACAUGCCUUAAAGUAUGAAUUUGAAAGAUUAGUAAAGUCAAAUUGAGAAUUGUAUUGAAUAAUAAGCAGUAGCUGAUGGAUUUGACAACUAAUUUAAUUAGAAUUCAGCAAAAUUCAUUGAUCAACCUAAAUAAAUUUCAAAUAUCUUUGGAUCUUAAAGAAUGUCUUUAGCAAAUCUUUUGGAAAAAAAAUCAACAAGGGAACUUAUGCAAAUGAAAUAUAGCAAGUACACAAACAUGGUUUUGUAUUACAGAAAGAUAAUUUUUUCAUGUAUAAUUGUUUACCUUCAUGAUUAUACCUAUGUCUAAAUAGCAUUGCUCUCAGUUUUAACUUUGUCUGUAGCAAUUUUCUAUUUGUAUAUAAUGCCUUAAGUUAGUUAUUUUGAUAACCUCAAAAACGGAUUAAGUGAAUUAGUUUUAAUUAUCAUCAUUUUUUCAGCCAGCCUUUUAAAGAACGACCCCAAAGACCAAUCAGAAGAAGACAGAAUUAAGAUAGGAUGGAUCUUUGUAUCUUGCACAUCCCUCAUAAUUACAGUUUAAGCCUUAGAUUUGAUAUUUGAGCUUUGUAGAAAUCUUCUGCAAAGCAUCUUGUCUAUUUUCAGAAAAAAGGUACCAAAAACAGUGCCAAUUGUUGAAGAGAAAAAAGUGAAAAAAAGAAGACCAAGUUGCAAAUCAAAUCAAAAGUUUGCUCUUUAGGCAAAUAAUAUCUAAUUGUAAAGCAAUAAAUUUAUUAGCUCGUAAUUUAGCUUAAAGAGCAUCGACCAGAUAAGUAAACAAGAAGAAUAAAACCCUUAAAUGUUUGGAGAGUCUCCUUGCCGUACUAGAAUAUUAGAUGAUUUUGAGUCAUCAAGCCCAGUGAAAUCUUAAAGAAAAAGAAGAACUCUUAAACUGCAAACCUAAUUAAAACAGGUUUCAAUCAUUCCAAUAAACGUGUAAAGCAGCAACUUAAACGCAAAUAUACAGUCUUAUGAUUAAGAAAUACAGUUAUUUGACUAAACAAACAAUAUUUAACCAGCAUCUGCCUCAAGAUCUUUCAUUUAAGAUAUAACUUCUAGACAAUUUACAAAAAGAUGA